AUGGCACAAGGAAAAGCUUAUACUCAAGUGAAGAAGAAGAAGAAAAAAAGAAGAAAGAGAAUAAGAAAAGAUCAAGAAAAACAACAGGAAACAGAUGUAGAAACAUUUGAAAAUUAUUAUUCCCACAGUCAGGGCAAAUCUGCUAUAUUAAAUAGGGCAGCUCUAUGGCCAAAUGGUGUAAUUCCAUUUAUGAUAGAUCCAUCAUUACGUAGUGUGGAAUACAUUGUAAGGCAAGCCAUAGAGCAAUAUCAUUAUUACACAUGCAUCAGAUUUAUUCCAAGAACCAACCAGCAAAACUAUUUGCGAAUAUUCAAUGGUGGCGGCUGUUACGCUCACGUAGGAGUUACAUCUGGCGAGCAGCCCGUAUCAUUGGGGCGCGGCUGCCACAAUGUGGGAACGGCCGUUCACGAAUUGGGCCAUUCCAUAGGUUUUUAUCAUGAACAAAAUCGGUCUGAUCGAGACGAGUUUUUGCAAAUCCACUGGGAAAACAUUGCUUUA
This is a messenger RNA of Ctenocephalides felis (cat flea), 498 nucleotides long. RefSeq names its product astacin-like metalloprotease toxin 1. The record is from RefSeq and is a predicted model, not a curated record. Gene Ontology annotation, biological process: proteolysis. The annotation marks the transcript as partial. The transcript is spliced from 5 exons. Gene Ontology annotation, molecular function: zinc ion binding; metalloendopeptidase activity. NCBI's taxonomy places the organism in Eukaryota, Metazoa, Arthropoda, Insecta, Siphonaptera, Pulicidae.